Molecule: messenger RNA, 9429 nt
Organism: Rhagoletis zephyria (snowberry fruit fly)
Lineage: Eukaryota; Metazoa; Arthropoda; Insecta; Diptera; Tephritidae
Source: RefSeq, a predicted model, not a curated record
AUGACGCCACCUUCAGUGAAAAAUGGAAACUCUUCGGGAGGAGUUGCCCUGCAAAGGCCCAAUCAACCUUCCACUCCGGGCAGCUACCCAAAGUACCACAGCUGCGACAGCGUCGCAUCCUCGGCCUCGCCCGUCACCUCGCCAUUGUCCGCCGGUUCAACGAGCAAUCACCCCACCACUACGACUGCUGGACUUCAAGUUCAACAGCAACAACCGGGAGGUCUUCAGCCGCCCACUCGAUGUCACUCAAAUUCGAGCGCAGCUGGGGCUCCAUUAAACAACAGCGGCAGCAGUCCGAAUACGCCCUACACCCCACUGAACGCGCCCAUGACGCCUGGUGGAGGGCCAAUGACGCCCGGACCAAUGACGCCUGGAAAUGGCGUAAUUGGUAAUCCCCGAACUCCAGGCGAAAGUCUGAAGAGGGACGAGUCCUCGACCUCCACUUGCGGUUCGCCCUUCCCCUCAAACACCAGUGACUACAAUGCUCUCUUUGGAGGAAACGGUGCAAAACGGCCUUUUCCUCAAGGCAGCGCCUCACCGGCUUCCUCCUCGGUGAAACGUUCCCCUUCCUCAAUGGAGCCAAUGUCGCCCUACUCGAGCCGUCUGGCGGCCAUGGGCCUGGCGCCCUCUCCGAGCUUACUUCAGGGCCGAAACUCGGCGUCAUCGCCCGCUGCCGGUGGUCCUCCGGGAACGCCCUACGGCGCCGGCUCCUCAGCAAUGGCAGCCACAUUUGGCACGCCCUCCUCUUCUAGUCAUCCUGGAUCGGGUGGUCUGGGCCCUCCGGGCACCCCAGUUCCACCUGGCUACCCGCACUCCAACAGCAGCAACAUCAGCAAUCCCUACAUGACUCCCAAUCCGUACUCGCAUCAGCCCGCUUCGGCCGCCUCCUCUGUAGGCUACCACGGUCCGCCCUCUUUUGGCCCCUUCAGCACUGCAACUACCGAUUCUUCCUACUCUGAGGAGGGAAUUGGUGGUGGUGGAGUUAACCCAAAUGCUGGUGGAAAUCUAGGAGAACUCGCCUUUGAGUCCGCCAAUGACCUGAACAUGAUUGGUGGUGGUGGUGGUAAUCACCCCUUCAAGGGAGUGCCACUGUACGAUGCCGCCAUGUCCAGUCAGCAUCACCCGCAUCAACAACAACACCACCAUCAGCAACAGCAACUUCAGCAUCAGUCUUCAACUGCGCCGGUGAACACCAGUUUCAAGGCGAACAUUCUCAAUCGCGAGAAGAUCCGCCACCUCUCCGACUCGAGCAGCUCCUCCGACUCAAACAGUUCGGACAGCUCAGACAGUGACGAUGACGACGACGACUCUUCGGACUCCUCCACCGACACUGACCACGAGGUAGGGAACAAUGCCGGCAAUGCAAUGCUGGCCAUGGCCACAAAUGCUUCAGAAAUGACGGCGCAGAAAAGCAGCAGCGAAAGCUCAGCAGCGAAUAGCCUCGCAGCAGCAGCACUUUCUGGCCCGGGUCCUGGCGAGCGUGGUGACCGGCAGCAGCAGCAAACUUUGUUGCAGUCCACUUCCGCUUCAACAGUUGCUGACUCGCCGCCGUCACCACCGCCGCCGAUGGACCGCCGGCCACUUGAUCCAAUCACAACAACAAAGCCGAGCGUUGGAGGUGGCCUGUCCUCUUCGAUGACCAAGGCGAUUCUCAACAGCAGUCGACGGACUAAAAAGCCGAAACGAAUUCGAGGGGCGAACUCUUCAUCGGAUGAUGACGAUGACGACGACGACGCCUCCUCGUACAAUGGCACCAGCGAGGAGGAUGAGGACCAGGAUGACACCUCGAGCAGCGAUGAUGACGACGACGGACGCAAGGGUCGCAAAGAACGAGUUAAAAAGAACGUCGAGGAAGAGGACGAUGACGACGAUGAUGAUGAUGCAAUGGGCGAUGUCAACGACGAUGAUGACGAUGACGACGAUGAAGACCUGGGCAAAGGGGAUGAUGACGACGAGGACGACGACGAUGAUUCCAUUUCCUCCUUCUCCUCGAGUUCAUCCACCUCGCAGCAUCACCAGCGACACCGAUCAGAGAAGCAGCAGCUUCUGGCACAGCAGCAGCAGAUAGGCCCGGACGGCCUUCCGGUGAAGAAGAAGCGUGGCCGACCGAGGUCUCUUGACCGCCUGAAUGCCGCCAUUGCACUGCAGCAGAAGCGGGAGCUAAAACGACAGCAGCGACUGGAGCUGCAGCAGCAGCAGCAACAACAACAACAACUUCAGCAGCAGGGCAAGGUGCCCAAGCUGGUGCUGAAGUUCAACUCUGCGGAGAACAGCGCCACCAUCAGCUCCUCCUCCUCUUCCAGUUCAUCAGCUAGCGGCUCUAGCGGCAACUUCAGCAGCAGCAGUUCUACAUUGGGCACGCCGGGCCGUUCGCCGAUUCGAAGUUACCAGCACUCGGCGGCCUACCUCAGCCGGCACCAGCAGCGACCCCAGCCGCAGAUGGCCUCGCCAGCACCGCUCACUCGUCAGGGCGCCCAUCAACUCAAGUCGGCCGCCUACACCGUCAAAGUAAGCAACAACAAUGGCGGCAGCAGCGGAAGCGGAAACUGCGAAAACAGCAGCAACAGCAGCAGCAGCAGCAGUUGCGGCAGCGGAAGCAGAAAGCAGCAGCAGCAGCGCGAACAGAUGCGAGAAUCGGAGGUGGACCGAGAGGUGGAGCGGAGUUUAGACGAAAGUGGUGGUAGUAGUGAAAGCGAAAGUCGUUCUCCUAAAGGUAGCAAAGAGAGCGUUGCACUAGUAGCAUCUUUGGAUAAUCAUUCAAAGGAGGAAGUGAUCACCACCACCCCCUCCUCCUCCGGUUACUCCUCCUCACCUGCUAGCAGCACUAGAUUGCGCACCAGUUCGAUCUCUCGUGAUGGUGGUGGUGGUGGUGGUAGUGGAAUUGGUAUUUCCAACCACCUAAACAACCAUCACGAUCACUACCCAAAUCGCAACAACAGCAGCAGCAGCACUCGCUUACCCAGCAACUUGCACAACAGCUCGCAAACGUCCAAUGCACUGCAUAACGCAAAUGCGAACGCAAAUCAGAUGCGAGAGCAAUCGCAACAGCAGCAGCAUCAGCAGCAAUCGCAGCAGCAGCACCUUCCCGCGUCGCCCAAGCUGCGCAUUAAAGUGCCCCGAACUGAAGCGGAAACUUUCGUCUGUUCGCAGAUUGAACGCACGCUGGCUAUUGCCGGUCGGAGGCGGUCAUCGGAGACGGUCACUGCUGAGGCCAGCUCAAAGAAGGUGAACAUCGAGCCACAACAACAGCAGCAACAGCAACAACCUAAAAGUAAGGCAGUUGUUGAACAACGGCCGACAACAACUCGCAAAGAAGCAGCUGAACAGCAAACUCCUGAUGAGGACGUGAUACCGAUUCCGACUACAGAGGAGACGAUCAGCGAUCUGCUCGGCUACGUCUGCGACCUGGCCACCAUUGAGGUGCUCACCGAGUGCUCAAAGUCGCCAGACGCGGAAACUUUCGUCUGUUCGCAGAUUGAACGCACGCUGGCUAUUGCCGGUCGGAGGCGGUCAUCGGAGACGGUCACUGCUGAGGCCAGCUCAAAGAAGGUGAACAUCGAGCCACAACAACAGCAGCAACAGCAACAACCUAAAAGUAAAGCAGUUGUUGAACAACGGCCAACAACAACUCGCAAAGAAGCAGCUGAACGACAAACUCCUGAUGAGGACGUGAUACCAAUUCCGACUACUGAGGAGACGAUCAGCGAUUUGCUCGGCUACGUCUGCGACCUGGCCACCAUCGAGGUUCUCACCGAGUGCUCAAAGUCGCAAGACAGUGAGGAACUGGUGGCGGCACUGCAACGAAAAGUCCAGCACGAGGAAGCGGUCGAGCGUCAGCAGCAGCAGCAGCAGCGGAAGCUACUCCAUAGCCACUCCAGAACCUCAGAACCUCUGGACAGUCAUGCCGCGACCACUGGCUUCUCGGCGACUGCGGGCACCACCACCACUACCGGAACCAUCUCCGAGGACGACUUUGCCGUACGUAAUCUGCAACUGGUUGAAUUUGGCCAAAAACACCCUUCUACUCCUCAGCAUGACUCCUCUUCCACCAACACCACCAAUACAACUUCUGCUUCUUCUUCAGCCGCUGAUGAUGAAGUUGUUGUUGUUGUCUUGGCCAGUUCAAAGUCUACCACUACCACUACUGCCAUUACUGAUCAUGCAUCCCCAAUCAAUCACGAUCAUUCGUUUAGAGUUCCAGCGACACCGGUUUCUGCGGCAACGGCGGCGACUAACACUACCGGAGCAACAGGAGACGGACGUUGUACACCUAGCCUCCUGCAAGAAAGCGUAGUGCCAUCAACUUUGACAGGAAAUUCUCCAGCGAUCCCGAAUCCUGCAACCACCCUUCUCAACCAGCAGCAGCGUUUUCCCACCCCCGAGGCGAUGUACUCCUUUCUCCACCAGCAGAUGAGCAUCGGCCCCAGCCCCUUUGCCAGCGAGGUGUCCAGCGAUGAGCAGUCCAGUGCCAUCAACAGCAUCAUCAACAUUGGCCUGGAGGAGGAGGGCGAGGAGGAGGAGGCCGUCCCGCCGCCAGCUGACCUUCUCAUCAUCGACAACACCAGCUCGGAGCACCCGCUGCUAAGGACCUUCCUGGCAGCUGAACCCGAGUCGCCGGGCAAUAAUAACAGAAAGACGCCAACUCCUGCGGAAAAAUCAUCUUCACCUCCACCGGUCAUUGAUUUGGAGUUGUCAACAGCAACUGCUGACAAGGACAAAGUCUUGACGACCUUCAUUGAAAAAGUGGGAAAGGACAGUGACAUUGAAAGUGGCGAGACCUUGAACUCCUCUGAAACGCUGGCCAGUCUGCUCAGUGCCAAUCGACCGCCGAGUGGCAAAGGCAUUGGAGCGUCCACUUCUUCAACCUCCACUUCAUCCUCCACCGGAAACAACCAACUAAAGGACAUCCUCACCGAGGCCAUGGAGUCGAUUCACCACCUGGACAGUGACGAGGUGCAGAGACUGCUUGGCUCCUCGUCGACGCCCAACUCUUCGGCCAACAAGUCUCGGCGAACCUCCACAGCAAGCGACUUUUCCUUCUCGGCGCUAGGACAGUUGAACAACGAGUCUAACAACUUCCUCGACGACCUUUUCAGUGACUCGUACAACUUUAGCGCCGGCGGUGGAGGUGGCGGCGAAUCGACACGAGACAUUGAGGAGGAGAUUCGACAGCUCGAAGAGUUUCAGAGUGGCUUUGACAUGGGAGGUGGUGAAGAGAAUUCCUCCAAUCAUGCUCCUAUUUCAGCCCUGACCAGUACACUGGCGGCCGCUCUGAGCCGACGAUCAUCUCGAAGUUCAGCCUCAGGCAGCAUCAGCGGGCCGACCACCUCAGCCGACCAACUUCUGGUGACUAUUGUGGAAAAAAGUUUGCUCACGCUGGACGAUGCAAAUGCUGAAGAUAAUCCAGAAGAAACAACAGCUGCUGCUGUUUCCGAAGUGGCCAGUCCGGAAGGAAGCUCUGGAACGACCAUUCGCUCGCUGAUCUCAGAGAUGGUCAACAGCGUGGAGGACAGCUCAAACACGAGCAAGUUGGCUCAAAAUUUGGCGGACAACGAGUGCGAGCAGAGUCUUCUCGGAGGUCUGCUUGAUAGUCAGUUCAAAGAGAGUGGAGUUGGAAGUUCACCUUCUGGAGUUGUUGGCAAGUUUGGCAGCGUCACGCCUGCCCAUCCGCUAAUGGCCUCACUGAUGGCCCCGCCGCCAGCCAUUGUGCCGGCAAAGCCCAGAGAGCAGCUGCCCAAAGUGAGGCCAGAAAAGCCUAGUAAAAUCACCCUCAAGUAUCUGCUGGAGACGAUUGACGGUGACACCGAUGAUGACAUGGCCGAUAUUUCCCCCUCAAAGGUGCUGACCGCCUCUUCGGCGCUCUUUUCAGCUGCCAACAUAAGGCCUAGCACCACCAGCAACAUUACAUCAUCAUCCUCAAUAACCAAUUCAACAACAAAUGCCACCACUACCAUCACCCCAGUUGAAAAGGAUGAUGAGGUGGUGAUACUGCCCACUCCACCACCACCCCCUCCACAUCCACUUCAGCCAGUUUUGACGACACCAUUUGAUGAUCAUCCCUCAUCACUGCUCAUUCAGCCAGCUCAGCUUUUUGACAACGCCAUUCAGCAGUACGACAAUGUUGUUGAGCCAACGGAGGCAACAACAACAGACGCUGAACAACAACAACAGACUGGGCUUGAAUUUUCAGGCCUCUCUGAAUCGUCGUCAUCUUUUCUCCAGCCAAUCAGCAUGCCCAUCAUGUCGGCUUUGAAUGCCCUUGAAUCUCUCGACAGCCAUCACCAUCAAUUGCAGUUUCAGAAUUUCAGUCCACUGGCACCGCCGCCGUCCACAUCCGAUGAUGCUGUAGUUGACUAUCUAACUGACCUUCAGCCGGAGCCAUCAGAUCACCAGCAGCAAAUGCUGUUGUUGUCAGAGAAUAGUGCGAGUUUGGCUCCUGAGAUUAUUGAUCUGGAAAAAUCUGAAUCGAUCAGUGUUGAUCUAAAAGUGGCUCCACCAACCGAUGAUGAUUCUCUGGAAAAGGAAAAGUCAACAACAACUGAUUCCAGUGACGACAAGGACCGACCACCAAGUCCCGAGCAGGUGUGCGUCGAGCUGCUAAACGACAUUGUAGAGAUGGCCAGCGACAAAGUGUCUGAUGAUAGGAGAGAAAAAGAAGGUGAUGAUCAUCAACAACCACCUCAGACAGAGACCAUCACUGAUGUAGGACUUGAUAAAACGGCCGAUGAAGACGUCGAAGUGUCAAAGCUCUUUGCGACCACUUCAAACUUGGUCGCUGAGGCCGCCGCCGCCAAACGUCGUCGCUCCCUGGAGCUCUUUGUCAGUCUGACCACCAACAACCACUCAACCAAAAGUCCCUCUCCUCUGAUCAGCUCAACUAGAACUGGUCGUUCGAGCAGCUCUCUGGAGGCGGUCGAUGAGCUGAUGACCAUCUUGGGCUCAGCAUCGACGUCACCCUCAAAAGAUGGAAAAGCACUGACUGAAUCACGAUCUACUCCCGAAUCUCGGUCCGCCUCACCAAACGUUUUGAUGGACGCCAAUAACAGCACAAGCACCAGCAGUGAGCGCCGACGAUCACCCACGCCCAUCAUCUCCACCACAGAGGGCACCGGCUCGAGUUCUGCCUUUGAGUUGCACUCACCUUCAUUACCGCACUUUGAAGAAGAAGAUAAUGAUCAGUCAAUGGACCACCAAUUUGGUUCACAACUGUCACCUAGAUCAUCACCAUCACGACCACUUUUACCACCAAUGUCCUUUCGAGCCCGAUCUCGAUCUCUGGUAAUCGAUGUGCGCAGUCACAGCAGCGGAUCGGAGUUGAGCUUAAAGACGACGACAACGACCACCACCACGACAACUGCUGAGUUUUCAUCUCGACUGUACAACAUCAACAACAACAACAAACGAGUCAAAAGGGGUCAGACGGUUGCUGAUAAACCUUCAAAGAAGGCCCGGAUUGCCGAGUUGAUAGACAGCAAAAAUACCGAAAACAGUCGAGGUGAUAAGGAUGAUGAUGACGAUAGUGAAAUAACCGAGUCCAACAGCAGCAGCAGCAUCACCACCGACACUCGCAAGGAGCCCAGUCUUGGAAUCGACUGUUGGCAAGAGGAGUUCACCAAUGCCAAUGGCCUAAACCAACAUGUUUCCAACGUUUUGCUAAACUGCAUCCAAGAAAAACUCAAAUACAGUGAAACACUUGGCGAAGCUGGCAGCGACACUUACAAUCUAAUUGAAAAUGCUCUAAAGUGUUUUGGCAUUGAAAAGGAUUGCGUAGAAUUUACUUUUAAGGCCUACGCUCAAGCAAUUCAACUCGCACAAACUGAACUUGUUCUGUUGAAAAACUGCACAUCGACAACGACAUCGAUCAUCGCCAACUUUAAGUCAAUGCUAGAGUUGUUCAAAAACUUAAAACUGACUCAAACUGAAUGCACUAGUAAACUAGUGCCAAACCCUCUACCUGAGUUUCUGCUCUCCCAAAUCAGGCAAAUCUACGAGACGGCACUGUUUGAAGAUGAUCGACUGGCGACCACUGAGAAAGUUUUCACCAGUUUUCUCCUUCUUUUGCCUCAACAACUAAAAACCGAUGAAAGUAAAAAGGUGCUCAAGUUGCUAAAUGAGCUGUUCAAAGAGGUGUCCACAACUCCUACAUUGCUGAUUUGGUUUCAGAACAGCCUAGAAGAGCACAUUUACCAGCAAGGAACCGGAGCACUUGCCAAUCUGUCAAAUUCUGAUCAACAGAUUUCAGAAGAGUAUGUCAACGCCAUUUUACAGGUGCAUCGGCAGUUCAGCAUCUUGGACAAGUGUGAAAAUAAAUACAUUGAUGCUGUCAAAGAUAAGGCUUUUAGACGAUUUAUCAACUGCAAUGCAGUCACCACUAGAAAAUCCUCGGUCUCCGAGCUAGUGGCACAAUUUUGUGACCUUUCACUAAGGAAAAUUGCUGAAUGCUCGAAUCCGUCUCAAGAAACAUCUCAAACUUUUGAAAACAUUCUCAACCAAGUGAUUACUGUUUUCCAGUACAUUACCGACAAGGAGCCAUUUGAGCAGUUGUACCACAAAAUGCUGCUAAAACGGAUGAUAAAACUGGAGAAAAGUUUCAUUGAAGUUGCAGAAACUAACAUGAUUUCCAAGUUGAAGCAAACGGGUGACCUACUUGACCCGGCCAAGCUGGAGCGUACGCUUCAAAAUGGAACAGAAAAUCGAAAGCUAAAUGAGCAGAUGAUAAAAGAGAAGGAGAACUCUAAGGAUCCGCUCCCCAUAGCAGAUUUUUCCGUUCAGGUGUUUAACUGUUUAGUUUGGCCCUAUCAAAAGGAGCUUAGCACUACUACGUCAUUUGUCCUUCCAGAAGAGGCAACCACCUUCCAAAUGGCUGUUCUACUGGCGUACAACACCACCGACCAGUUCAUUGUACGGCAACUUUACAAAAAAACAAAAAUCGCCGUAAACAAGCUCAUUCAAGUGCUGACCAGUCUGCUUAAAGCUAAGCUUUUAGUAGUUGUAACUGAAAAAGUGAUCAGCGACAAUUGUGAAAAAGAAUCCAGAGCAAAAGAAGUCAAAACGAAAAAGUUGCACGCCCCGGACCUGCAACCAAAUGAACCGCUUACGAACCGUAGNCGACGCAAUGUCAACAUCAGCAAACACUACUCAAACUCUUCUGCUCAAAAAAUCGUCGAAAAGACGAUCGAAGCAGAUCAGAAAUUGGCCAUUCAGGCAGCCAUUGUGCGAAUUUUGAAGGGCUCUCGUAGUUUGGCCCACCAGCAGCUGUUCACUGAAGUGACCCUGCAGUUGAUGUCACGUUUCACACCAAAAGAGGCCACAGUUCAGCAAUGCAUCCGCAUACUCAUCGACAAAGAGUACAUCAGAAGCACACAAAAGUCAUCAUCAUCAGCUUUAGCUUCAAAUCCGCACACCAUUUUCUAUCAGUAUUUGGAAUAA